This is a messenger RNA of Scheffersomyces amazonensis, 1809 nucleotides long. RefSeq names its product Wor3p (gene WOR3). The record is from RefSeq and is a predicted model, not a curated record. Lineage: Eukaryota; Fungi; Ascomycota; Pichiomycetes; Serinales; Debaryomycetaceae. Bases 1 to 1809 code for a protein of 602 amino acids. The transcript has a single exon.
AUGGACCAACAAUUUCUUGGGGUGGAAAAUCCAUUGGAUGCAAAUUUGUAUCAACCACCACCACAACAGGCAGGUUCUCCCCAACAACAAUAUCAACAACAACUAGUACAAUCUCGCGUGCAGCCUAUUAGCCAACAAUCACCUCCAGGAAUGUAUCAACAACAAAUACAUCAUCAGUCUCAUUUAAUUCCUCAACAACCGAGAGCAUUGACUGGACCGUCAGCAAAUCACGCAUUUUCUCUUUCUGGUGGAAAUACUCCACAAGUUAAUAAUCAAUAUGAUAUAGGAACUACAAAUGGUAUCAAUACACAAGGGCAGUAUGAUUCUAGAUAUGGUCAACAAUUUCAAAUGUCAUAUCAAUUACAUCCUCAGCAUGAUUAUUAUGGAAAUUCGCAAUUUGGUUCACCAAGUUUGUCGCAGUUGCCGCAACAACACCAAAACGGUCAAAUGCAGCAUUACCCUACAGGGUUUGAAGAUUUGCAGCAAAGUAGAGAGAAAGAUUUGGUUCCCCCAAUUCCACCGUUGCAUAUUCAACAGCAAAUAGUAAAUCAUACUGAAGUGAAAAGUGAAGAUACCAGUGAUAUUAAUCGGGAGUCAGUUUCUUCUUCGGUAUCAAAUACUUCAACGAAUUUAUCUACUACCAUUAAUUCUACAGCCAAUACAUCUCUAAGUCGGUCUAAUGGAUACUCUCUUAAUGGAGAUCAAAUGCUAAGAUCAACAUGUUCUCGAUGUAAAAAAGAAUUCGAGCAGCAAAUUAUAAUUCCUCAACAAAGACUAGGAAGUGACAAUAAAUUUUUAGCUGAGCCUAAAAUAUAUAAAUUAUGCCAUCAUUGUCGAGAACUUCAACGUCAAAGAUCAAGAAGAUGGCAGAAGAAAACUAAAGAUAAAGAAGGUGUUUGUCGUAGAUGUGGUAGUGAAAUAUCGAUUGAAGAUCAAAAAUUUGUAUUAUGUCCUUCAUGUCGGCAAAAUUUAAGAACUAGAAAGGCCAAUAGGGCAGCUCAAGGAAUCUGUGUUCAUUGUUCAGGACCAUUAGAUGGUUCAAUAAUUACGGAUCUGAAAUCAGAAUCUAAAGAUCUAACCUUUAAUUCUUCAAUUAAUAAUUUGGGAUCACUUAAUUUAAAGAGUAGUAAACCCAAUUAUAAAGUGUGUCAGAGAUGUCGUGAAAAUGAUAAGAUUCGUAGAACCAAUUUAGAAAAAUUAGAAAAAUGUAAUCGAUGUGCAAGAACGUUAGAUGACUUUGAUAAAGGGAAACAUAAGGUUUGUUCGAUUUGUCGUAACAAAAAAAGAAAGUAUCAUCAAGCUCAUUCAAUAAAUACUAUUGAGAGUUCAGAUUUAAAGUAUAAUUCUGUAAUGGAUAAUACUAAUAAUUCACAAGAUAUAUCCAGUCCUAUGGUGACAAGUGUUGUUUCUGGUAUAUCUUCUAAUGCAUCUACUUAUAUUGCAUUUAAUUCUCAUUCCCAUCUAGGAUUUUCAGGGCAGGGACCUGUUCCUAGACAUCAAUUAUCUAUGAUACCCCCUGACCAACAAUCGGUUGGAAUGAUGUCGGCUCCUUCUGGAGGUAUAACAUAUGGAGGUCCAAAUACAACUUCAACUACAACUACAAAUACAAAUACACAGCAACAGCCCCUACCUCCUCCAUCUCUCCAACAUCCUCAACACCAACAUCAACAUCAAAAUCAACAAUAUGGUCAAAUGUCUUAUACUUCUCUGUAUUCUCAGCCGGUAAUACCAACGGUUCAAUUAUCACCUGUUGCAAGAACUUAUAUGGGUAAUCGAGAAGAUCAUAUUGGUUAUCCAGAGCAACAGUAG